Molecule: messenger RNA, 1836 nt
Organism: Moesziomyces antarcticus
Lineage: Eukaryota; Fungi; Basidiomycota; Ustilaginomycetes; Ustilaginales; Ustilaginaceae
Product: DNA repair protein Mus81
Exons: 2
Coding region: 1-1836 (611 amino acids)
Biological process (GO): mitotic intra-S DNA damage checkpoint signaling; resolution of meiotic recombination intermediates; double-strand break repair via break-induced replication
Cellular component (GO): nucleus; Holliday junction resolvase complex
Molecular function (GO): DNA binding; crossover junction DNA endonuclease activity; 3'-flap endonuclease activity
Source: RefSeq, a predicted model, not a curated record
AUGAACACCGAGACCGACAGCACGGCGGGAGGCAACACGCUCUGGCUCACCUUCCUGGCCGCUUGGAUCGAAGAAGCACAGGCGAAAGGAUCCAAGGUGGCGCGGACGUACAGGAAAGCGCAUCAGUCGCUGGCGUCGUGUCCGAUCGAGUUCCAGCACCCAUGCCAGACCACGCAGCUCGCGGGCAUCGGACCGACGAUCGCCAACAAGCUCGAGCAGGACCUGCAGAGAUGGUGCAGCGAGAAUGGAAAGCCCGUACCAGAGCGCCCCUCGCGCGCAGGCUCGACGUCGAAGCGAACCUCCGGGCCAGCCGAAGCUCAAGGAGGCGACACGGAAGAGCCGACCGAGGGUGCAAGUGCAUCCACUGCCAAAAGGAAAACGACAGCUACGACGGAUCGCCCGACAAAGAAGCGCGCCUACGUGCCGCAGCACCGCUCCGGCGCAUACGGGCUUCUGGUGGGCCUGCAUAUCCUCACGCGAAGCAGCACCUCAUCCUGCACGCCCAACGUAUCGAAGACGCAGCUCAUCAAUGCAGCCCGUCCGUACUCGGACACCGAGUACGAGAGCGGCGCCUCGUCUUCGCGCUCAUCGGCUGCGGUGCCGCUCUCAAGCCACGCUGCGACAGCAGGCGGCUCCGGAGGCUCUCGUUCCUUCUACACGGGGUGGACCAGCAUCAAGACUCUGAUCGCCAAAGGAUACGUGCUGCAAUCGGGCAAUCCUGCACGAUACAGCCUGAGCGACGAGGGCGCCAUGGUCUCAGAGACGCUUGCUCGUGAUGCUGGGCUGGGCGACUCCAUCGUACAACCCGCAGACGUUGAUCGCAGGCAGGCCGAGGAGGUGUCGGAUCUGGACGACGACUGGUCCGACGACGAGCAAGAGGCGGCUCUGCAGACGCGCGUGUCCAACUUCGAACCCGAGAUUCUGACCGCAGGCAGCUACAGCAUCCAUCUUCUGGUCGACAACCGCGAGCGACACCGACCGGGCCGCCGACAAGAGCGCGAGCCGAUCGCGACGCUGCUGCUGGAGCGCGGGGUGGACGUGGAGACGCGCGCCCUCGAGGUGGGCGAUGCCGUCUGGAUCGCACGUCGAAAGGAGCCAAAGGGCGGAGAGGAAGACGAGGUGGUGCUGGACCACAUUGUCGAGAGGAAGCGACUGGACGAUCUGACCAGUUCGAUCCUCGACGGACGCUGGAGAGACCAGAAGUUCCGACUGUCUUCUUCGGGCGUCGCCAAGGUGCUCUAUUUGAUUGAGGAUCACGACGUGGAGAAUCAGAUGCGCAAGUUUGGCCCGCAGAUCCAGACGGCGCUCAGCAGCUCGCAGGUCGUCGAUGGAUUCUUUGUCGAGCGCACGUCUGGCCUGACUGCCAGCAUCGACUAUCUUGCAGCGAUGGAUGGCAUGAUUCGCAGGAUCUACGAGCACCGAGAUCUGUCGGUGAUGCCUAGCGCGCUGAUCUCGCGCUCGAGCUUCCUCCCGACGCGCGACGAGCUGCAGUCGAAAUCGCCCUCGGCGUCGAUGCUCACGUCGUUCGAGGCGUUCCAGGCGCUCAACAGCAAGAGCGGCGGCCUGACGUCCAAGGAGAUCUUUGGCAAGAUGCUGCUGUGCGUCAAGGGCAUGAGUGCCGAAAAGGUGCGCGAGGUGCUGGCGGUGUACAGCACCAUGCGCGAGCUCACCGACGCGCUCGCAGAGGCGCACGACGAGCCGGGCGGGGCCGACGCCAUGCUGUCCAGCUGCACCGACGGUCUCGAUCCACGCAAGAAGAUCGGCCAGGCGCUCAGCCGCAAGCUGUCCGAGCUGUUUCUGCAGCCUCGCUAUGUGCCAGAGUCUGGGGCAGCAUGA